Dendronephthya gigantea is the source of this 972-nucleotide messenger RNA. The record is from the annotation of a RefSeq genome assembly. NCBI's taxonomy places the organism in Eukaryota, Metazoa, Cnidaria, Anthozoa, Malacalcyonacea, Nephtheidae.
AUGAUGAGUACUAUUAUUUCAAUUAUCUUUAAAACGCUUGCAAUAAUAAUACCUCUGUUAGUGGCUAUAGCUUAUUUAACUUUAGCAGAGAGAAAGGUAUUAGGGUAUAUGCAAGCACGAAAAGGACCUAAUGUAGUUGGUGUCUAUGGACUAUUACAGCCUUUAGCUGACGGAUUAAAAUUAUUCACUAAAGAGAUGGCUAUUCCCAAUCAUGCUAAUUUGUCGGUUUAUAUUGUCGCCCCGAUUCUAUCGCUUACUUUAGCUUUUUUGGCUUGGGGGGUUAUUCCUUUUAGCCCUGGGAUUGUGCUGGCUGAUAUUAAUGUUGGUAUCUUAUAUAUUUUUGCUAUCAGUUCUAUUGGGGUGUAUGCUAUUUUAAUGUCUGGUUGGGGAAGUAAUUCUAAAUAUGCAUUCUUAGGGGCUAUCAGAGCAGCAGCUCAAAUGAUUAGCUAUGAAGUGUGUAUAGGGCUUAUUCUAAUAUCAGUAAUAUUAUGUGCAGGUUCUCUUAAUAUUACUAAGGUUGUUUUAGCUCAAGCCGAGAUUUGGUAUAUAAUACCUUUAUUUCCAGCUGCUUUAAUGUUUUUUGCUUCGGCAUUAGCUGAAACUAAUCGGGCUCCUUUUGAUCUUACCGAGGGAGAAUCAGAGUUAGUAUCUGGAUAUAAUGUCGAAUAUUCUAGCAUGUCGUUUGCCCUAUUCUUUUUAGCUGAAUACGGCCAUAUUAUUCUAAUGAGCUGUUUGAUAAGUUUAUUGUUUUUAGGUGGUUGGGCACCUUUUACAGGGAUUCUAGGAAUGGGCUGCUUAGCCCUUAAAACCACCGUAGUAGUGUUCGCAUUUGUGUGGGUGCGAGCUUCUUUCCCUAGAAUGAGAUAUGACCAACUUAUGUAUUUAUUGUGGAAGUCUUACUUGCCUUUCAGUCUUGGUUUAAUCGUUUUAGUUUCUGGCCUGUUGAUAGGUUUAGAUGCAGUGCCUUGCUAG